Molecule: messenger RNA, 1306 nt
Organism: Uranotaenia lowii
Lineage: Eukaryota; Metazoa; Arthropoda; Insecta; Diptera; Culicidae
Product: protein TEX261
Exons: 4
Coding region: 317-916 (199 amino acids)
Biological process (GO): endoplasmic reticulum to Golgi vesicle-mediated transport
Cellular component (GO): endoplasmic reticulum membrane; Golgi membrane; COPII-coated ER to Golgi transport vesicle
Molecular function (GO): COPII receptor activity
Source: RefSeq, a predicted model, not a curated record
ACAGUCAUCAUCGCAGGCAGCCAUCAGACCAUCGAUGACGAAUUGACAACGACGACGCAUCAGUAGUAGCGUCGGGCGGCGUGUUGUUUUGAUUUUUCAUCAGGCGUCGUCGCUGAAAAUUCGAUUCACCCAGCCAAAAUAGAUUUAUUUUGGUUCCACAUCGUCAAAGUAUCCGCAAACGCAGUUAUUGUCGAACGAAAAAAUGCAUUUGUAGCCUUUUUGCUGUUCUACUGGAGGUGUUUAGCGUAAGGAUACAACUGUCGUCUAUCUUUGGAAUAAACUACUUGUCGAACGGCUUAUUGAGAAGGAUUCAAAGAUGAGUUUGCUAGGCAUUUUGAGUUAUUUUUCAUUGGUGGUGCAAAUAUGCUUCGUAACAGUGUCGAUUGCUGCCGGUUUGUACUACCUGGCCGAACUGGUCGAAGAGUACACGGUAUUGGCCAAACGGAUCAUCACGUGGAUGGUUGUGGGAUCGGUCGCCCUCUAUGGUCUGUUCAUCUUUACGGAAAACUUUUCCUGGGCCAUGGUGCUAUGCGGGCUCGGUGCUCAGGCUAUGCACGCCGCAAUCCUGAAGAAUUUCCCCUACGUACGGUUCCUAUCGCCGAGCUUUUUGGGAGCGUUGAUUUUACUGCUCGUUAAUCACUACCUGGCGUUUAUCUACUUCCAACACCAGUAUCAUGCUUUUACCGAGGUGAUGGCUUACUUUACUCUUUGCCUAUGGUUGGUACCAUUUGCGCUGUUUGUGUCGUUAUCGGCCAAUGAUAACAUUCUACCGACCAGCAACGAAAGGACACCGUUGCUCAGCGAUAACGACGUCGUUACCAACUAUUUCUCGAGCCGAAAGAAGCUUGGUCUGCUUUCGUUGUUCAACUAUGCCAAGGAAUCACUGCUACCGGAACGCAACAAAAAGUCAUUCUAAGCAGCAGCAAAUUUUGCGCGUUUGUGAUCUCCGAUUUCUACCAGAUUCGAGUUUUUUCUACUAGAUGUGUUAGUAGCUGUGAAUCCUAGAGCUUGUUCAUCAUUCCCUGGUUCUGGUACUCAUCAUCGUCGAAUGGAACAGGGAACCAUUACCUUAGAGUUAUAGCUUUUUGAACCAAUUAUAUGACAUGCGAAACCAUCAUCAUCAUCAUCUAACUUUUGUUGGCCAUAAGAGGACUCAGAUCAGCGAUUCGAAGAUAAAAGACAAAAACAAUCAAACAUUGUUUUUAAUUAUUUUUGUUUAUUUAUUUGUUAGACUUAAACUUAAUAAAAAAAACAUCGAUUACUAGUAGCAAAUGGAAUAAAUUUUGUGAGUGAGAUGCUACGUUUC